Molecule: messenger RNA, 5435 nt
Organism: Amphibalanus amphitrite
Lineage: Eukaryota; Metazoa; Arthropoda; Thecostraca; Balanomorpha; Balanidae
Product: pleckstrin homology domain-containing family G member 5-like
Exons: 26
Coding region: 276-4952 (1558 amino acids)
Biological process (GO): endothelial cell migration; Rho protein signal transduction
Cellular component (GO): plasma membrane; endocytic vesicle; axon
Molecular function (GO): guanyl-nucleotide exchange factor activity
Source: RefSeq, a predicted model, not a curated record
GCGAACGCCACGGGCGCCGUGCCCUGAGAACGACCGCCGCUGUGUCUUGAGAACGACCGGGUGGUGCGAGAGAAGGGACGAGGGGACAGUGGCAGUGGCGGUUGAACGCAGAAGCUGCGAGGGUGGUGAUGCUUAUGUCGGGUUGUGGUGAUCAAACGCGAAUUCGACAGCACUCGGUGACUGUGGGUUGUCCUAGCUGUUGAUUUGUUGGAGAUUGGCUGGGAGGUGCUAGAAGCCAUUGUUAUCCUUUGUGAACAGCCGAUUUGUGCGGCACGAUGGACGUGCCAGCAGAGUACCACACUCUGAUGAAACAGGCUUACGGACUGACGAGCCCGGAGUUGACACAGAAUGGCUCCAAGUAUCUGAAAAAGAAGGAUACUAAGAACAAAAAGGCAGCCGGAAGAACCGAGUCUGCAUCUAAGGCAGCCAAGGCGGCGAAAGCGGCCAAAAAGGUUCAGGAGCAAAAGAAACUAGGUGAACAGAAGAAACUGGAGGAACAGAAAAAGUCGGAUGAGAGCAAGGCGAAAAAUGCUGACGAGAAGCGCGGGUCGGUUGUGCAGCUUCUGUCGAGCCGCGGCCGGGCAAAGAGCUGCAUCGACCUCACCCAGAAUGGCGACACGGAGGAGAGCAACUCCUUCAAACGACGCGCCAUGCAGCGCAAAUCACUUUACGUCAAGUCAAGCAUCACCAAGCGGAUCAAGGAGGUGCACAAGUCGCUGACCUCGCUGGUCACGGAGCCGGAGGACGGACCCGUGGCGCUGGACUCUCCGAGCUCACCGGACGCGGCCUCUCUCGGCUCGGCGGCAGCCUCUUCGAGUCCGACAGCUUCUCCUUUCGCGACCGCCCCAGCGGCGGACUGCGACUCUCCCAGGGUCGUGGCCCCCCCUCCUCUUUGGUCGCUGGCCACGGACCCUCUCUCCCUGCUGCGUGAGGCGUACCAGCGGCAGUGUCAGGCGGCCGAAGGUUCCAAAGGGGAGGCGGGCCCCGUCAGACGCAGGGCCAACAGUCUGCGGAUCCGGGCGGUGAGGAGGACCAAUUCGAUGCGCCGCAGCUGGGACCCGAGACUGGCCGACCUCCUGGAGAGCACUGCACUGGAGGGCGAGGAGGAGGCAGCGGCGGCAGCAGCGGCAGCGGAGCGGGGGAGUGUGGCCGAGGCAGAGUCUGAAGACUCGAAAGAGGAGAGUCCUGGCGAAACACCCCAAGAAACAGUCGACUCCGGAAGACGAACGGGUCAUCGCGUGCGGAAGCCCGUGGCCAGAUCCCAAUCGGCCCACCAGAUAGGCAAAUGGAGCGACAAACUGGCCAGCCUUAUCGGUCCUACCGGCUACAGCAGCCACUCAGCCAGCUCCUCUGGUCAGGAGAAGGUGGAAGAGAGUGGUCGCGGCAGGAGCCGGCCGCAGAGCGAGCACAUCGAGCUCGCGCUCUCCCCAGGUUUGGCCCACCAGAAGAUCGCGAGCAGCACGUACUCUCUGCCGGCUCAGAUCGACUGUAUUUCGGAUAUCGAGGACGACGCAGCGCAGCCUCCGAGAGACAAGGAUGACUCACGACUAGAGGUCCGGAAGGAGAAAAAGAGGAACAAGCUCACGCGAAGGAAGGCCUGCUACAGACAAAAGAAGGAUCAGGGCCGGUCGCGCAGUCUGACGCAUAUCGACACGCUCGACCCGGCGAUGCUGGUGCACCAGGAGGACGGUGACCGGCUGUCAGAGCCGGACACCCCCGGUCGGCUGCACGAGAGCGGCGGCAUGCGCAGGAAGAAGCUGGCCGCCCACAAUAAGGUGGUCAGUUCGGAGUGCUUCAGCGUCAGCUUCGACAUCAACUCGUCGGAAGAGGUUCCCGAAGAGUUCGUCUCUGCCGUCAAAGGCACUGUCCUCAGGGAGGCGCUGAGCCAGGUGUGUGAGCAGCAUCGGAUCGACAUCGACUCGAUUAGCGUGUACCUGGAGAACGGGCGCACGCCGCUGCCGCUGCUCACCACAGAGACCUACUGGCUCGGCGGAAAACACCUGCGCAUCAAAGUUCGUGAUCACGACAGCAAGAGUCCCGUGAGGUCAAAGUCGUCCUCCAGUCACUCGUCGGCACCCACGCGCAAGUCCUCAGGGAGUUACCGCGGUAUGGUGACCAAGCUGAUGAACAGUGCCGAGGAGACCUCCUCAGGGGACGGACCCGCGCCCGGUUCCUCUGAGGGCUCCCUGAAGGUCAACAAGACCAGCAAACAGCAUACGCGCUGGAGUGGCAUCUUCAGCAACAGCUCAAUGAAGGAGCCGAGUGCUGCCCGCAUGGACCAGAUGAUCCAGUGUUUGGACAACUACAGCACCCACGGCAUUCCGCGCCUGCCUUACCUGGUCAACUUUGACGGCGACGCCGCGGAGGAGGAGGAGCUGUAUAACCUGGAGAGCGACUGGCGGGAGCUGGUGGACGCGCCGGAGACCCUGUCGGAGAGGCGGCACCAGCAGCAGAAUGCCAUCUGGGAGUUGGUACACACGGAGGCCGCCUACCUGCACACGCUCAAAGUCAUCACUGACUUGUUCCUCUCGUGCCUGUGCAACCUGCAACACUGCGGCAUCCUCACUGACGUCAGCACCGAGAAACUCUUCUCCAACAUCCAGGAGAUUUACGCGGCCAACCGCCACUUCUGGCACGAUCACGUGCUCCGGAUGCUGACCAAGGCGCGCAAGAGCCGCCAGCCGCUGGACAUCACCGAAAUGCGAGACGGCUUCGCUCAGUUUGAGGAGAUCUGCCACCCGUACACUCGCUACUGUCUGGAUCAGAACAACAGCAAACUGUACUGCAAGUCACUCUCACGCAGCAACGGACUCUUCAACGGAUACCUGGCGUGGUGUGAGACGCAGAAGGACUGUAACCGGCUGAGGCUGGUGGACAUCCUGGCCAAGCCCUGGCAGCGCCUCACCAAGUACUCUCUGCUGCUGAAGGCGAUCCUGAAGAAGACAGAGCCGCAGGAGGAGCAGGCCAUUCUGAGGCAGAUGAUCGAGGAUGUGGACGUGUUCGUGGGCAGCGUCGACGGAUCUCUGCGCAGUCGGCACGAGCAGGAGCGGCUCAGCGCCAUCAUAGGCCGCAUCGACAGCUACGACUGCGUGGACACCAAGGACGAUGAGCUGGAGAAGGCGAUGAAGCCCCACCUCUCGCUGGACCUGACGUGUCCGAUGCCGGGCUGCAGCGACGUCCACCGGCGCUACCUGCUGCUGGAGGGCGAACUCAAACUGAGGGAUCACGUCUCUUCCAAGGUGGACGUCCGCUGCUUCCUCUUCACCGACAUGCUGUUGGUGUGCAAGCCGCUGACCAAGAAGGGGGACAAGGUGCGGGUGAUCCGCCAGCCGUACGUGAUCGACCGGCUGGUGGUUCAGGAGGGCACUAAGGACGCCGCCCUGCUCUGUGUCUACCUGAACGAGUACCAGCUGGCCACGGCGGCCUUCACCCUCUACUGUUCCGACAGCCGGCACUGCAAGAACUGGGUCGACUCAGUGAAGAAGGCCCAGGAGAAGUACCGCGAGGCGCGCCUGGCCACCAUCAACCAGGAGUACGUGUUCUAUGACGACGAUGACGAGCUGGAGCCGCCGACCACGGCGCUGAUGACGUCCCGCAGCCCGCGCGGCAGCAGCCGCACCAGCCGCGUGCCCAGUCUCAUCCACUCGCACAGCAGCUCGAUGGACAACAGCGACCCGAGCGGAGUGUCCACCCUGCAGACGAGUCCGGCGCGCGCGGCGGCUCUGGCGGCCGCCGGGGCCGACGAGCGACUGAACCUGCCGGAGAGGUCGGCGUCGGAGGACCACCCACCGGCCCGCCUGCGUGGCUCGCUCAGUCCCAGGACGGAGAGGAGGCCGAUGCUGCGCUCGGUCGGCUCCACCCCCAACCAGCUCUCGGUGCUGACUCACCUGACGCCGGCGGGCCAGUCGCUGCCCAACCUGUCGGCGGCCGAGGCGGCGCAGCAGCUCUCAGUGCCCGCCCCGGCACAGCGGGGCCUGCAGUCGGCGCAGCGCGGCGUCACCUACCCGCCGCUGUCGCCGCGCACUCUGCGCCGCAGUACGGCCGUCCAGCCGCCGCCCCGCAACCCGCCGCUGGCCCGCGCGCGGCACGUCACCACCGACGGCGGCAGCUGCCCGUCGCCGCCGCCGCCGGCCGCCGCGCCGCCCCCGCCGCCGCCCCCGCCGGCGCCCGCCUCCGAAACAGGCUGUCCGUCGGGCGACUCUGACGAGCCGGAGCCGGCCGACGCCGAGAGUCGGAGCCGCCGUCACUCGAGGGACCGGCUGGAGAACCGACGGUACCACACGGCCGGUGCCAUCGAGGACAUGAAGAAGCAGGAGAGCCGUGAUGCCAGCAUCCAGAAGCGGCUGUCGUGGAACUGCGGCCAGCAGCCGGCGCCGCCGCCCCAGAUGGCCCGACAGACACAGGCGCUGCGCGGCCGCGGGGGACACGGCGGCACGGGCUGUCUCAGCUCUGACAGCGUGCACAGUAGCAGUGGCGUAAGCAGCGUCAACAGCCUCCACCUGAGCAUCGGCUCAGAGUUCGAGGAGGGCCUGUUCAGCGAUAACCUGGACGAGGUGCUCGCAGCAGAGACGGACCCGGCGCAGACGCUGGUGGAGGCGACAAACCUGGCGCAGCGUCUGAAGCUGAGCCCGCACAUCUCCACCACAUACAUCUCGACGGACGAGCUGAGCUGCGCGGGCGUCUCGUGCGUCUCAUCCAGCGUACAAAACACUGAUAGCGGAGUGAAAAUCGACAUAUCGGAGGCGCCCGACGGCGUACUGUCCCGUGUACAAAUCACCGUCAACGACGGCUCGCCGGCCGGCCAGACGGCGCUGGAGACGGCCGACGACGGAGACGACGACGGGGCCGACGAGCAGCCGUCGCCGGCGGCGAGCCCGGCCGCCACGCCGCCGCAGUGGAACCAGUUCGAAUUUCUGCUCAGCGACAGCACUAUACGCGCCUCGGAUGUAUGAGAUACGGAGCACCUAAUUUAGCUAGUGUUGAGUGACGCCGGCCGGCCGGCCGGUCCCGGUCCGGCGCCGGCCGGCGGCGCCCACCCCGACUCCAAAGUUUCGCUGUGAUACGCCGCCGCGCGCGCCGCGCGACAGUCGGCGGCUGGCGGGGCGCGUCCCGGCGGGCUGCGGGCGGCCCCGGCCGACCCCCGGCCGGCGCGGCGGGGAGACCACGCCGGCCCACGGCCGACGCCGCCCGCGCGCCGCCUACCUCAGCCGCCGCCCCGCCCCCCGCCCCCGCACACGCCCACAUUCCAGUCGACUGUACCUGGCGUGAAGUGUGUGACGCGCGUCCUAUGUCCCUGGUGCGCCGAUAUCGAUGGCGGACGCAGGACGGAUACCAUUGUAUAUGAUUUGCUUAGUGGGACGGGCGCGUUGCCCGCAUCGAAUCUGGGAGACAGAUCACCAAUGUAUUACUCUGCGAAUAAUAAAUAUUAGUUCUAA